Molecule: messenger RNA, 900 nt
Organism: Guillardia theta CCMP2712
Lineage: Eukaryota; Cryptophyceae; Pyrenomonadales; Geminigeraceae
Exons: 6
Coding region: 1-900 (299 amino acids)
Biological process (GO): protein folding in endoplasmic reticulum
Cellular component (GO): endoplasmic reticulum membrane; endoplasmic reticulum
Molecular function (GO): protein-disulfide reductase activity; FAD binding; thiol oxidase activity
Source: RefSeq, a predicted model, not a curated record
AUGCGUCAGAAUGUUGAUGGUGAAUCCAUGAUGAGGGAGGCAGAAGGUGUGGAUCAGUUUUGCUGGAUCCUGGUUGAAAUGACUUUCCUAUCCCUCCUUGGGCACGGGAUGAAACAAGCUCUUCUUCCUCUUCUCUUGCUUGUGCUCGUUGCGCCGUCUCAUUCGUUCCAGCCCCUGCUCCAGCCCAGCUCUCUGCUACGCAAACCUCUCGUGUCCUCAGCCAAGGCUCCCAGGACCUCCAUCAGACUUGCGAGCUCACUGCGAGCAGGAUACGACUUCUCCAAAGAGCACAACCAUCGCCUGGUCGAUCACUUCCACCACCUCCGCAAGCAGGAGUACUUCCGGCUGUUCGCCGUCGACUUGCUGUCGAGCUGCACGUACAUGCCGACUGCCGACAUGCCCUGCGAGAUGGAUCGAUGCGAGAUCGAGAGCGCGGAGGACGUCAGGGAGGACCUGAGGGUGAGGGACGCUAGGGAGCAUAGCUUCCGGUUGGAUGGGUGGGUGCGCUGGGAUAUGCCUGGGGACUUUACGGAGUACUACGACAUUUAUGAAGAAGGAGAAAGAUACACGGGAUAUGAUGGGAAGAGAGUUUGGGACUUUAUCCACGAUAGAAUAUGCUUCCAGGUUGAGGUCGACGAUCCUGAGAACGCGUGGAAGAGAGACUUCAACAGGGCUGUGUCUGGGUUGCAUACAUCUGUUUCAUCCCACGUGCUCCUGUCGAUGAAGGAGUCCGAGGGGCUGACGGAGGAGCAAGAGAUGGCGGAGUAUCAGCGGAGGAUCGCUCAGGUCCCAGAGGCUGUCGGCAACCUGUACUUUGCGUACAUGAUCAUGCUCUGCGCCAUCCAGAACGCGUCCAACCGUCUCAACAACUGCAGCUACAUGGGGGCAUGGAGGAGGUAG